Molecule: messenger RNA, 2838 nt
Organism: Molossus molossus (Pallas's mastiff bat)
Lineage: Eukaryota; Metazoa; Chordata; Mammalia; Chiroptera; Molossidae
Gene: MTFR1
Product: mitochondrial fission regulator 1
Exons: 8
Coding region: 134-1135 (333 amino acids)
Biological process (GO): mitochondrial fission; aerobic respiration
Cellular component (GO): mitochondrion
Source: RefSeq, a predicted model, not a curated record
CGCCAAGCUGGAAGCCGGAGUAGCUGAGGAAGACGCCUCGCUGCCUCGCGGCUGAGUGUGUUUUAUGGACCAUGUGCUGCUAUGUACGCCUCAAGUUCUUGAAAUGCAAAUUUGGAGAGACUUUGCCAUCUAAAUGCUUGGCUGGAUUAAGCGCCUAAUUAGGAUGGUUUUUCAACAGGCUGGAGUAAGCAUGCAGUCGGUACUUUGGUCUGGGAAGCCAUAUGGUUCAUCUCGAAGUAUUGUAAGGAAAAUUGGUAGUAAUUUAUCUCUGAUCCAGUGUCCAAGAGUUCAGUUUCAGCUUACCAGCCCUACAACAGAAGGGAGUCCCAGUCACCCAGAGGAGGAUGCAGUGGCAUCUUUUGCUGAUGUUGGAUGGGUAGCAGAAGAAGAAGGAGAGUGCUCAACAAGAAGAAGAACAGAGGUCCGGUCAAGGCAACCCUUUCAGGAUGACCUUCCUUUCUUUGAGAAGCCCCCAAGCAGGCAGUUUUCCUUACCAAACCUGUCUCCGGAAGAGCCUCCACUGAAGACAACACUGGCCAACGAGGAAGCACUACAGAAGAUCUGUGCUCUUGAAAAUGAGCUUGCUGCGCUCAGAGCUCAGAUUGCCAAAAUUGUGACCCUGCAAGAACAGCCAAAUCUCACUGCAGGUGAUUUAGAUUCUAGCAAGUCUGUUACCACUGCACCACCCUCUGUCCCACCACCGCCCCCUCCGCCACCUCUCCCUCCACCAGUGCUCCACCAAAGUACAUCGACCAUUGAUCUCAUCAGAGAACGGAGAGAGAGAAAAGCUGGUACUGGGAAGAUGUUGGAUAAGCACAGCCCAAAGAAACCUGAUAUGCCAAACAUGCUAGAGAUCCUUAAAGAUAUGAACAGUGUAAAACUUCGUUCAGUAAAAAGGUCAGAACAAGAUGCAAAGCCCAAACCUGUGGAUGCUACUGACCCUGCUGCCCUCAUAGCAGAGGCUCUGAAAAAGAAAUUUGCUUACCGGUAUCGAAGUGAUAGCCAAGGUGAGGCUGACAAAGGAAUUCCCAAGUCUGCAUCAGAGGCCGCAUCAGAAACAGUGUUGUUUGGGCCACACAUGCUGAAGUCUACAGGAAAAAUGAAGGCUUUAAUUGAAAAUGUUUCAAAUUCCUGAGAAACCUGGUUCAGCUGUUAGUGCUGUUUGGCUAGUAGAAAUCAACACUGUUUAGUAAAUACCUGAAUUUAAUAUUCUGUAGUCUUAAUAUUCAGUAGUCGCCUUUUAAAUCAAACUAGAGGAUUAAGCAGUAGCGAAAGCACUCUUUGUGUUUGCUUACAUCAGAAGGUCAGUUCUGAAGUUUUCCAGAACAUACUUAUUCUGACAUGUUUUUAAUGUAUAGGCAGGAUGUUUAGGUUUCCAGUUCUGAAAACAAUGAUGUGGAUUCAGAAGGAAGAACGAACAUUUGUAGAUGAGCGUUUUAAAUUCUUAACACUAAUUUAUCUAUACAAGUGUUGCGUAUGCAUAUAUUUGGAUAUAAGGCAGUCUGUGUAAAACAUAUACUGAGGGUGCUACUGUUUGUUUUCAGCAAUCAUUUACUAGUCAUUGACAAAAAGCUGGCAUAACCCAGUUUCUUGAAAUGAAACAUUGUUGGAAUGAGAUUGAAAUCUUCUUACCUCAAACAGAACCUUUUCUUAUCUUAGACUUUCUCUCACAUUUUCUUAUAGAUGGAGUUUGAGUAGGGACUGGAUAGUCCCUACUCAAUGCUCGCUGCUGAAAUUUCAUAAUGCUUUCCUUUAAAAAGGGAAGUCACCUCAAUGCCAAUCCAUUCUGAGGAAGAAAAUAUAGUUUUCAAAUAGGAAGGAAUCAAAGUCUUGAAUUAAAUCUCUUUUUAAGUAAAUCCCAGAAUGUUCCAUCUUUUUCUUUCAUUUUAAUAAAUGGCAUCAUAAAAACAACUUGUUGCUAAGUUAAUACUUCUGGAGAUUGUUGACAUAAUGGAGCUGAACAUUUUUAAUAUUGGUCAAAAUAGUAGCUUUAAAAAUGGAACACUGAAUAGGUGAAAAAUUUUCCUAUAAGGUAUACAUCAUUGGUCAGAAUGCUGUUCUGCUGAAUUACAUUAUGCAACAUAAACCUUAGCUGUUAUCAGAAAACGGAGAGCUGCCUUUCUCAUCUAGGGCUUCUAAUGAAUUGCUACAAGUGAUAAUUUUUCAAUACUUGAUAAAUCUUCAUGAUUUUCUUUAUUUCUGUUAAUCUCCGCCAUAGAUAAUGCCAGAGUCUCCUACCAUGAGUGAAUAGUUGCAUUUAUCGUUUAUAAAUAAUAUUUUUAAGUUGUAUUUCCUCUAGGGAGUGGGAGAUGAGAAGAGUAGAUAGACCUUAACUUUUAAGUUAUUGAAAAUGUGUGCAAUGUUCUAGAUGUUAGCAAAUAUUAGUUGAGGUAAUUUAUAUGGGUUGGUUAUUCAGCUUAAACUUGAAUGUGGCUUAUUUUACACAUGCUGUUGAUGUACAUUGUUUCUAAUUGUUUUAUAUGGUUUAAAAUUUCUGCCUUUAAAGCUAGUUCAUAAAGUUCACCUGACACAUGUAUUUUGACCUCCUAAGAAAUUAUACAUUUGUUACCAGUAUUGAAUUUUGGCCAGUGCUUCAAUAUAAGGAAGUCACUGUUUUGAAAUAAAACUUUUAUUUUCCUUGGACCAUAAAGCCUAUAUACAUGUUUUCUUUCUUUUUUAUGAUAGGUAAGAAGCUACAUGUGCAAUAUUAAAGAAUCUUAAGAGGAAUUUGCUUUCUACAUUUUUCAAGUGGAAAUUUACUUCUUAAAAUUGUCUCAUUCACCUUUCUCUUAAAGGGAUUCCAGCAUUAAAACAGAAGGGCAGCCCGACCAGUGUGGC